CGACCCGACCCGAGGGCACCGACCCGACCCGGGACAGCCCCGACCCGGCGCCGCCCGCCCGCCGCGACCCCACCGGACCCACCGAGACCCCCCCCGGUGCCCCCGAAAUGUCCAACGCGCACUUCAACCGCGGCCCGGCCUACGGGCUGUCGGCAGAGGUGAAGAACAAGCUGGCCCAGAAGUACGACCCCCAGCACGAGCGGGAGCUCCGUGCCUGGAUCGAGGGGACCACGGGACGCCGGAUCGGGGACAACUUCAUGGACGGGCUCAAGGACGGCGUCAUCCUCUGCGAGCUCAUCAACAAACUGCAGCCGGGCUCGGUGCCGAAGGUGAACGAACCCGUCCAGAACUGGCACAAGCUGGAGAACAUCGGGAACUUCCUGAGGGCCAUCACGCGCUACGGGGUCAAACCCCACGACAUCUUCGAGGCCAACGACCUCUUCGAGAACACCAACCACACCCAGGUGCAGUCCACCCUCAUCGCCCUCGCCAGCCAGGCCAAGACAAAGGGGAACAACGUGGGGCUCGGGGUGAAAUACGCGGAGAAGCAGCAGCGGCGCUUCCACCCCGAGAAGCUGCGCGAGGGCAGGAACAUCAUCGGGCUGCAGAUGGGCACCAACAAGUUCGCCAGCCAGCAGGGAAUGACGGCGUACGGGACACGGCGACACCUGUACGACCCCAAACUGGGCACGGACCAGCCCCUGGACCAGGCCACCAUCAGCCUCCAGAUGGGCACCAACAAAGGCGCCAGCCAGGCGGGGAUGACGGCGCCGGGGACCAAGCGUCAGAUCUUCGAGCCGGCGCUGGGCAUGGAGCACUGCGACACCAUGACCAUCGGGCUGCAGAUGGGCAGCAACAAGGGCGCGUCCCAGCAGGGCAUGACGGUCUACGGGCUCCCGCGCCAGGUCUACGACCCCAAAUACUGCGGGGGCCCCGAGCUGCUGGGCCACGACGGCUACGACGGCCACCUCUACAACUCCCAGUAGCCGCCGGCCUCCCCCCGCGGCCGCUUGCACCCCGACACCGCUCGUCACCGGCCUCACCGCGCCCCGCCGAGCCGGCACCGGGGCCGGCACCGGGGCUGGACCGGCGCCGGGGGGGAACCGGCACCGGGAGCAGCACCGGGGCCGCAGCUUGGGAUUGGUCCUGGGGGGGAUCAGCCCCUGGGAUCGGCCCCGGGUUGGGGACAGUGCUGGGAUUGUCCCCAAGGUGGGGACAGUGCUGGGAUUGGCCCCGGGAUUGUCCCCAGGGGUAGGGACAGUGCUGGGAUUGUCCCCAAGGUGGGGACAGUGCUGGGAUUGGCCCCGGGAUUGUCCCCAGGGGUAGGGACAGUGCUGGGAUUGUCCCCAAGGUGGGGACAGUGCUGGGAUUGGCCCCGGGAUUGUCCCCAGGGGUAGGGACAGUGCUGGGAUUGUCCCCAAGGUGGGGACAGUGCUGGGAUUGGCCCCGGGAUUGUCCCCAUGGUGGGGACAGUGCUGGGACAGCCCCAGGAUCGGCCCCGGGGGGUUCGGCCCCUGCCACGUGUGAAGCCACCGAGGCACAAUAAAAGCCACACGCAAAGGUGA
Hirundo rustica (Barn swallow) is the source of this 1565-nucleotide messenger RNA. It is a transcript of the gene CNN1, whose product is annotated as calponin 1. Lineage: Eukaryota; Metazoa; Chordata; Aves; Passeriformes; Hirundinidae. Gene Ontology annotation, molecular function: actin binding. The coding region runs from base 108 to 986 and encodes 292 amino acids. The record is from RefSeq and is a predicted model, not a curated record. Gene Ontology annotation, biological process: actomyosin structure organization. The transcript is spliced from 7 exons.